CCAGAAAGGCCAAUCCCCACCACUAAUCUACAAUUACAAAACUUGUAAACUUCGUUCGCUCACUCUCUCCUGCGAUUUGUGAAAGUGCCGAUCAGGCUUUCUUUUGCCAUACGGCUCUCAUAGCUUUGACUGUCCAAUUUCUGGAAUAUGACUCGCGGUAACCAGAGGGAAACCGAUCGCCAGAGAGCUGCGGCUCGGAACGGUAAGAAGCUCGGGAAAGUGAAAGACGAUGGAUUGACACCUGAGCAGCGUCGUGAAAGGGAUGCAAAAGCGCUUCAAGAAAAGGCUGCUAAAAAAGCAGCAAAUGCUGCAGGAGCCAAUUAUAUCGAUAAGGAUGCAAAAUCGUAUCAAGAAAAGGUUGCCAAGAAGAUAGCUCAGGCUGCAGCAGGCGGUGGCAACGGAGGUAAAACUAACAAGAAAUGAGAAUCAAUAUCAUUAGCCUCUUUUGUGAUUUGUCAUUUGUGAUGGUUGUAUUUGGGAGAUUAAAGUAAUCAAGUUUGAUCUUGUACUGGUACUUGCAUUGGAUGUUAUUUUAAAGAUCUUAACAACUCAUUGAUUCCA
Molecule: messenger RNA, 561 nt
Organism: Spinacia oleracea (spinach)
Lineage: Eukaryota; Viridiplantae; Streptophyta; Magnoliopsida; Caryophyllales; Amaranthaceae
Exons: 4
Coding region: 148-423 (91 amino acids)
Source: RefSeq, a predicted model, not a curated record